Saxophila tyrrhenica is the source of this 2259-nucleotide messenger RNA. RefSeq lists its product as uncharacterized. The record is from RefSeq and is a predicted model, not a curated record. Bases 1 to 2259 code for a protein of 752 amino acids. The transcript has 3 exons. Lineage: Eukaryota; Fungi; Ascomycota; Dothideomycetes; Mycosphaerellales; Extremaceae.
AUGGCUCAAUACCACUCUCUUCUUCUGAUAUGCCUACUGGCUCUGGUACUCCUUCCUGCGCCGGCAGCAGCGUUUGGCGCUGGAAAUAUCGCAUCGAUCUCAAAUAUCGAGGGACAUAACUGGAGACAUGGAGACAUUGAGGAUGUUCUUAAGACGGUGGCGUUUCUGCGAGGCCACAAAUGGACCAGCAUGAUGGUGAAGAGAGCCUACUUCGGCAACUGGCUUCGAGACUACAGCCAGGCAGUGGACGUGGGCACUUUGAAGGGCGUUCAAGCGGACACGAUCAGAGUCCUUGUGUGGGUGCUUGCAUUCAUGAGUUUCGGCUAUGCCACCGCUGAGUUUGAGGUCACGGCGGAGCGUUUGGGGGUCUACAGGCCUGAGGAGCACAUUGAUAAUCCAAAGGAUUACGCAGACAAUGCAGAUGCCACGCAGUUCGACCGAAGACUCAGAGGCCCGGUCUCACCUGCUGAACUGGCUGUCGACCACAACACCGGCAUGAAGAACUACAUCGCCAACGAAAGCGGCGGUUGGGCUACAAGUCUAGGCUACAUCAAAUGGAGCUUUGCACGAAGCAUACACUUCGGUCGCCUGUACACCCAUGGAGCGCAGAGCGGCAGAGAGGAAGACUUGUGCGAAGCUCUGCGGUGUUUGGGUCAAGGACUGCACUGUGUUGAGGACUUUGGAGCUCACACUAAUUACACGGAGCUGGCACUGCGAGAGCUCGGUUACCACAACGUCUUCCCACACGUCGGCAGUCAGGCUAUGAUGAACUUACAUGGUAAGCAGGUCUUCCCCCUUGUUACUGGAACAUUUGGCGGCGUCGACUUUCUACAUUCUGUGCUCGGCGAGGCAACGGACCAUAUCACUCAGACCGAAGUCAAUCAGGCAGAGGUGGAUCAGCUCGAUGCAGCCCUCUCACAAGCCCAGGCAUCACAGCACUCUGGAAAGCGCAGCGCAGACCCCGCCUCCAACGCCUCUGGCUUCACAGACCUCCUAGCCCAAGUCCCAGGCACCGGCGGACUGAUCCAAGAAGCCGUCCAACUCCAAGCCGCCUCCGACGCCCAACAAGCCGAGAACGACCGCGCAGCCGCUGGAGCAAGCUACGACAGCUCCUACGCGCCAUACGGUAAUCAAUACGACAUGACCCGCGCCAGCAACCCUGGCCAACAGUCCUUCCAAGCACCCCCAGGGUCCGUCGGCGGGCCGCCCAAACCCGGCAUCCCAGGCGUAAACAUGAACGUCGACCCUCAAGCCGCCAUGGCCAAGAUCUACCCUCUCCUUCUCUUCCGCGACAAAGUUGUCCGCACCAUCUCCGGCAUCGUGUCCAAAAUCCCAGGUCUGGAAAAAGCCAUCGAGACGAUCUCCGAAAAAGUCACGCUAUUCAUCAUGGGCUUGCUGGCGCCAUUCAUCAAACCCAUCAUCGCCGCCGCCUCAAACGCGCUGAAGCAGGGGAGUGGCACCGUCGUCGAUGCGAGCGCGAAGCAGCAGUACCUCGUCUGGACGGACCCCACCUCCACCGACCCCACCCACUCCAUGCUCUCCAAAGACCACUUCUCCAACAUCCUCAACGCCCCUGCCGGCCAAGUCGCCGCCGCAACCCUCAAAUACGUCGCCCCCCGCGUCAUCUAUGGCUGGGACCACCCGGAAGUCCCCGUCGAAGAGAUCCUCGCAGACGUUGGACGGGUGUUCCACCACCCCGCGCUGCGCGACCAGCAUUUGGACCUGCAUCGGGAGAUGUUCUCCGUCGUCGAAAGAUGGGCCCGUGCGCGACCGCACGGCGCGGCGGACUUGAAUCAGGUGUUGAGUUCGGAGAGCGUGAAGGCGGGUCGGAACCAUACGGUGAAGGAUAUGCAGAGUAGUAUGACCGGACUCGAGUCGAAGCUGCAGGGCAUGGGUGGGGGUGGGAGUCAUAGUGGGAUGAUGGGAAACUUCCUCGGCGGUGGAGGGGGUGGGAGGAGGAGGGAUAUUGAUGAUUUUGAACCUGCCACCGUCGCAGGUGGGGGGUAUGGGGGUGUGCAGCAGGAUGCUUACGGGCAGGCUGCGUAUGGGAAAGCUGCGCCGCCGCAGCAAUCGGCGGGAUAUGUGCAGGAGGAAGGGGGAGCGUAUCCGACGGCUUAUCAGCAGGGGUAUGAGGCGCCUUUCAACCCCGGACAGCAGCAGCCUUACGGUGGUGGGGAGUAUGGACAGCAGCAGCAGUAUGGCCAGGGUUACGGAGGGUAUGGAUCUGGUGCUCCGGGUGGUGGAUAUGGGACUUAUUAG